AUGUUGCCCGACAGCAAUGGCAAGAUCUUCCUUGCAGCUUGCACCACGGCUGUUUUGGUCCACCUCCACAUUGCAGGACCGCAUGUCAUUGCAGCUUUGAAGAAGCUGCCGCGCUACUGGGCAACGGAUGCUGGGAAGCGCCCCGAAGACUCUGCGUGCGUGGAAGAGAAGAUGGAGAAACUGAGGGCUGCCAGCGUACGUCAUGGCUUCCUGGCCUUUUGCCAUCUGGACUUGGUGUACUCUCUGCUCUUCUUCUGGGACUUUUUGCAAUCUCCGACCAAGGCUCGCCUCCUGGAGGUGGCAAUGAGCACUUUGUUUUACGGCGCGGGCGUCGGCAUCGGCAGCGGGUACCUGCAGAAUUCCCGCUGGAUUUGGUUUGUCGGGAGCUUUGUGUUUUUGCCCCUCUGCGACCUCAGCACUUGGGAUCCGCAGGAAUUUUCCGACUUCGAUGCGAUCACAAAGUUCUGCACGACGGUGAUCGCACACUUGGUGGGAUCGGUCUUAUACUUGGACAUAUCUAUUUCCAUUCCGUCGGCUGUCCUGCACACGUGCACCAAUGUGGCAUCGUUCAUCUACUUCAGAGGCAGCUCUCAGGUGAGUGCAGCCUUCAUGUCGUUCAUUGUCUUUAAUCUGCUUAUGCGCAUCAUCGUCCUGAGUGUGUUCGAGACGGCGGUGCGCAGUUUCUUCGGAUCACAUCGGAAGCUGGAAGAAGCCCAUUGCAUGAUUGCAGGAUUUCAACAGAUUUUGAAAGGGAUGUGCGAUGGAAGCCUCCUUCUUGAUCAAGAGCUACGCAUCCACGGUUCUACGAACUCUUUGCAGCAGCUGCUCAUGGACCGGAAAGACUUCGCAGGCACCGACUUCGAGUCGCUCAUCAUGGAUGCGUCGGGGAGGGAGCGCUUUGCGGCCUUCAUCAAGGCCUCGUCUGCUGCGACCAGCGAGCCCAGAGUCAUGACGGCGCCCUCCUGCUUACGGCUGGCUCUUAAAUCUGGCUCCGGUGGGGUCGUUUCGCUGGACACAUUUCACGCAGCAGUGCCGGGCCUGUCAGGGUCUAAGGAACCCUACCAUCUGCUGGCUUUCCUCGAGGACACCGACAGUCGUCCUGAAAUCCCGGCUCCUCCGGGCGGUGUCCCUCAGCCUUGGCGAUGGCCACAAUUUGGCACGGCGCCCGCGCACGGGCCGUUGUCAUCCCAGGCCAGCAGCAGGGCUUCCACGGCUGGAUCCGGAGCGAUGGAUGCCCUCGAGACAUUGCAGGUCGUCCGGGAGUUGGAGGAAGCGACUUUCGUGAUCGACAGCCAGACCGAGGAGCUGACCAUCUUAGAGGCGCACUUGAAGUUUGUCAAGGCACCAACGGAUGUGGAGUUCAAGCUGCAUCUGCCUUCGGUGAAGUCCAUCUCCAGGCAUACCGACUGGCCGAACCUGCAGAGAGAUCUAACUCAUUAUGCACAUCGGCUGCGUAGAGGUGCUGCACCCGACCUGCCAGCGCGCCUGCGCCCGCUUCGCGUCUGCAUUCCUGGCAAUCCGCGAAAGUACCUAAAGUCCGAGUACACGAUGCUGAGCUGCGCCAAUCGGAUCGUCUCGCGCGAUGGACCUUUGUUCCUGCACCUGCAUCUGAAGAACUUCAACAAGUCAGAGGCCUAUCCCACUCGGCCCGUCAGCCGCUUGCAGGGCUUCGCCUUCCAGGAAGAGGAGGAGCAGAGUGAUGACGAUGGACGUAGUUCUGCGGCGGCUAGCAGCGGCACCACCUGA
Molecule: messenger RNA, 1746 nt
Organism: Symbiodinium natans
Lineage: Eukaryota; Dinophyceae; Suessiales; Symbiodiniaceae
Source: the annotation of a GenBank genome assembly